Messenger RNA from Lutzomyia longipalpis, 1536 nucleotides. RefSeq names its product beclin-1-like protein (gene Atg6). Lineage: Eukaryota; Metazoa; Arthropoda; Insecta; Diptera; Psychodidae. Bases 119 to 1471 code for a protein of 450 amino acids. Gene Ontology annotation, cellular component: phosphatidylinositol 3-kinase complex, class III, type I; phosphatidylinositol 3-kinase complex, class III, type II; phagophore assembly site. The transcript is spliced from 2 exons. Gene Ontology annotation, biological process: autophagy; late endosome to vacuole transport; cellular response to nitrogen starvation. The record is from RefSeq and is a predicted model, not a curated record.
CGCUGUUGGUCUUGUUUUGACAUUUCUUGCUUUUCCUCGAAGAAGCUUGAAGAAAGAAUAAUUUACAGUUAAAAUUCUCAUUGUUUGAGUGGAAAAUCAGUAGGAAGGGACAUCCAGGAUGGGAGAUGAGAGAGUCCUCGUAAGUUUUACGUGCCAGAGAUGCCUUCAGCCCAUAAAGAUUGAUGAGACUUUCGAUAGAAUUGACGAGCAUAAAUUGGCUGAACUUUCUCUGCCAAUUAAUUCUAAUAUAGAUGUAGAUUUGGAAUCUCAGGCAAUGAGUUUUGAUCAAUUUGUCCCUCCGUUUGGUUUCCGGGACUCCGGAGCUGCGAAUUUUGAGGCAUUCCGUCGCAUUAGAGAUGGUUCCGGGAAGGUUCUCACACAGUAUGCUGUCUAUGGGACUGGAACGAAUGGCUUUAUGCUCAUUUCUGACGUCUGGGACAACGAUGUGGGGAGCCACAAGAUGAAAGUCAAAGCGGAAUUGUUUGAUAAGCUCUCAUCCAAUUCCGAAAUUGAUCAUCCACUGUGUGAUGAGUGCACAGACACCUUGCUGGAGAUGAUGGAUCAGCAGCUAAAGUUGGCAGAUAAUGACUUCAAUGACUAUCUGAGUUAUCUCAAGAAGUUGGAAGCUUCGGAGGAUGUUCCGGACAUCGAGCAGCUGGAGAAGGAAUUGGCAGAUUUGAGUACGGAGGAGGAACGCUUGGUGGCUGAGUUGGCUAUGCUCAAGACACAGGAGGAGGCCAUUAAAGUUUCCAUUGAGGGACAACAGGCUGAGCAGGAACGCCUCCGGGAUGAACAAGUAAAAUACUGGCGAGAGUACACAAAGCACCGACGUGAUCUCAUGGCAACAGAGGAUGAAUUUAGAAGUGUGGAGAAUCAUUUGGCCUACGCUCAAUCCCAGCUGGAUCGUCUCAAGAAGACAAAUGUCUUCAAUGUGACCUUCCACAUCUGGCAUUCCGGACACUUUGGCACCAUUAACAAUUUCCGCCUCGGGCGCCUUCCAUCCGCUCCUGUUGAUUGGUCAGAAAUCAAUGCAGCCUGGGGCCAGACAGCUCUGCUCCUUUCCGCCCUGGCACGAAAGAUGAAUCUCACCUUCAAGCGCUACAAACUCGUCCCUUACGGCAAUCAUUCCUACAUUGAGGAAUUUGAGACCGGGAAGCAGCUUCCGCUCUACGGCACAGGAGGCAUUCGAUUCUACUGGGAUACCAAAUUUGAUGCAGCCAUGGUGGCUUUCCUGGAUUGUCUGCAGCAAUUCAAAGAUGAGGUUGAGAAGGGUGAUUCAGGGUUCUGUCUACCCUACAAGAUGGACAAGGGGAAGAUUGAGGAUUCAGCCACGGGGAAUUCCUAUUCCAUCAAAAUUCAAUUUAAUUCCGAAGAACAAUGGACUAAGGCUCUCAAAUUCCUGCUGACUAACCUCAAAUGGGGACUUGCGUGGGUGUCGUCUCAAUUUGCAGAUGAUAAGCUUGAUGAUUAGAUAAUUUUCCUGUACAGUAUAUCCCCCUAUAAAGACUGCAAAAAUAAAAGUUUUAUUUCAGUUAA